This is a messenger RNA of Lingula anatina, 1653 nucleotides long. Its product is annotated as acid sphingomyelinase-like phosphodiesterase 3b. NCBI's taxonomy places the organism in Eukaryota, Metazoa, Brachiopoda, Lingulata, Lingulida, Lingulidae. Gene Ontology annotation, molecular function: phosphoric diester hydrolase activity. The record is from RefSeq and is a predicted model, not a curated record.
UAUUUGGAGUCGAGGGAAUGUACAUGUAUUCUGCUGAUAGUCAUAUAAAUAUUUAUUUGUUACCUUUGUGGUGUUUUCGUGGAUCUGACCACACGGAAAUCUGUCGUUCAUUUUUCCGGAGGGAAUGCAGGAAAUAUACAAAUUCCUUUCGACUGUGUUGCAGACAUUCUAUUGUAACACCCAAAAAGGUGCAGAACUGGGUCAAGCUUCAGUUUAAAAUGGCAUCACGUAUGUAUACAGUAUUCAUGCUGGUUGGUCUGGUGUCAGUACCACAGGUUAUUGGAGACAUUGGCUUCUUCUGGCACGUGGCUGACCUCCACUAUGACCCCAAUGUAUUCACAGACACUCAGCAGAAGCCGUAUGGUGACUAUGUCAAUGACUCCCCCUGGUCUCUUGUCAACAGCUCUUUACACGCCAUGAAGCAGAUUGAACCUAACGCAGACUUUAUACUCUGGACAGGGUACUGUUUUCUUGUUUAUUCUUACAACCAACGCGGAAUUAUAACCAAAAUGUCACGAUAUUAUUAUUAUUAUUAUUAUUAUUAUUAUUAUUAUUAUUAUUAUUAUUAUAGAGAUACAGGCCCUCACAGAAAGAACAGCGUUGAAAAUACCAUCAGCAUCAUUCACGAUGUGACUAAUCUAUUUAUUGAUGUAUUUCCAAAUACGGUGGUAUAUGCGGCCUUCGGUAACCAUGACUACUCCCCGCCAGACCAAUUCCCGCCGCAUGAAAAUAAAAUUUACUACGCAGCAGCAAACAUGUGGCAACGAUGGUACCGCGAUUCCACGGCCAAGAAAACACUACUGAAAGGAGGCUACUACACCAUUAGUAUCAGAGAAGGUUUGGUGAUCGUUGUGUUGAACACAAACUUGUACUAUACCAACAACCAAGUGACUGCUGACAUGAGCGAUCCUGCAGGGCAAUUUCAGUGGUUUGAUCAGGUCUUAGAACAAGCAGCUGAAAAUGGUAAUAAGGCCUACGUGAUUGCACAUAUUCCACCGGGUAUGUCUGAGGUAGGCCAUUCAAUUCUGAGACGACAAUUCAACCAGAGAUUGAAUGACCUUAUCAUUAAACACAAGAAUACCAUAGCAGCCAUGUUUUACGGUCAUCAACAUACUGAUACAUUCAAACUUUGGUACGAUCAGGGUGAACCAGUAGUAUUUGCACUGAUAGCACCUUCCGUGACACCAUGGAGUUCUCAUAUUCCCCCAAUUUACUUAAACCAGCCUGUUCACAACCCAACCAUCCGGCUAAUGCAAUACGACAGACAGAGCUUCCAGGUCAAAGACUAUUGGCAUCAUUACCUGGAAUUGUCCGAUGCCAAUAAGAAGGGCGAAGCACAGUGGAAAAAAGGAUACAAGUUUAGCGAGGCAUAUGGCACUGAGGAAGUCUCGUCUAUCUCAUUAGCGCACGUGGUGUCAAAUUUUGAUAAGAGGACCGAUGUCUUCAUGAAAUAUUUGCGUUAUAACAUCAACAGUGCUAAAGGCGAAACAAUUAAGACAUCUUGUGACGCCAAAUGCAAACGUCGUUAUAUUUGUUCUAUCAAAGAAGUGGAUGCAGAAAGAUUUAAAAAAUGUAUUUAACCCGUAAGCUGUGACGGUUAUAUUGUCAUGUUUUUCUCCUGCAGUUUUUGUUAUGUAGAGAACCGUCUUUUGG